Messenger RNA from Phytophthora infestans T30-4, 411 nucleotides. RefSeq lists its product as uncharacterized. Gene Ontology annotation, molecular function: calcium ion binding; kinase binding. The record is from RefSeq and is a predicted model, not a curated record. The transcript has a single exon. The coding region runs from base 1 to 411 and encodes 136 amino acids. Lineage: Eukaryota; Oomycota; Peronosporomycetes; Peronosporales; Peronosporaceae. Gene Ontology annotation, biological process: calcium-mediated signaling.
AUGGGGGCGGCAGCAUCUACUGCAAGAGAAAAUCUGGGUGCAACGGCAGUAGACACAGCAGUAGACGAAGCACCAUUAACGUGCAAACUCAAUAACGACCAAGUGGCGGUGUUAGCGAACAGUACUAACUUUACGCCGGAGGAAGUGAUCGCCUUAAACGUACACUACGAUCUCAUCAGCUCGGCGAAGCGAGACGACGGGCUGAUCAACCGCAGCGAGUUCCAGUCGGCGCUAGGCUUCACUGUGAAGGAGUCGCUGUACGUGGAUCGCAUAUUCCAGCUCUUUGACACCAACAGCGACAACUGCAUAAGCUUCGACGAGUUCCUGCAGAGUGUAUCAGUCCUGUCGUUUAAGGGCGGUACGGCCGAGAAGAUUAAAUGUGCGCCUGACACUUACUUUGCUUGUUGUUGA